AUGGAAAGAUUUGCCGAUUUUUCUAACUUCCUAAACAAAUCUCCAACUCCAUUUCAUUUCACAGAAUAUAGUCGUCAAUUUUUUAAGUCACGUGGCUAUGUAGAAAAAGAUGAACGCGAAGUUUGGACAGAUGUUCCUCCACGUGGAUUUUUCAUACGAGAUGACCGCUGUUUAGUUGCUUGGAAUGAUAAUGGACAUGACAGAUGUUCCAUUAUUGGUACUCAUUGCGAUAGUCCAUGUUUAAUUAUUAAACCAAAUUUCGAAGAGGUUAAAUCUAAUUACAAUAAAGUCAGAUGUGCUACAUAUGGUGGUGGAUUAUGGAACACAUGGAUUGGAAGAAAUCUUAGGCUUGCAGGAAAAGUUGUUGUUUCAACAAACCAAUUCGAAUAUAAAAAUUACUUAUUUGAUUCAGAGAAAGGCAUCGGAAUAAUUCCAUAUGCGGAACAACCCCCAUUAGCUCCAGUUUAUAACGAAGAAAAUGAUCUUGUUGUUACAAUUGGCACAACAAAUUGCACAAAUCUCAAAUCCUAUAUUGCAGAAAAGCUAGGAGUAAAAUCAUCUGAUAUAUCAGAGUACGAUUUAAGAUUUGUCAACGAAAAACCACCAAAUUGCUUUUCAGGAAUCAUCGAAGCACAAAGGAUUGAUAAUCUUUCGAAUACUUACGCUGCAUUAACCGCAUUUGCUGCUACAACUCCUUCUCCAGGAAUCACAAAUGUGAUGAUUGCAUUUGAUAACGAGGAAAUAGGCAGUUCUACGCAAUGUGGUGCCAAAGCAGACAUUAUACAUGAUUUAUUACGCCGUUUAAUACCAUCAAAACCACAAAGAAAGGCUCUUUGCAGAAAUUCAAUUAUUUUGUCAGCAGAUACAGCUCAUGCAACACACCCGAACUAUCCAAAUAUUACAGAUCCAAUUGUUGAAGUCAAAAUGAGCAAAGGAGUUUGUGUUUGCCUUGAUAAUGGAACAUGUGAUUCAAAUAUCCCCAAAAUACUUCCAUUUGUCGAAAAAAUUGCACAUAAAUCAGGUGUAGGCUUGAACAUGGCAUUCCAAUACAAAGGACAAGGCGGAUCUACAAUUGGACCGAUUUCAGAGUCAAGAUCUGGAAUUACAACAAUAGAUAUGGGAGUUCCUUGUCUUGCAAUGCAUUCUAUACGUGAAAUGUGCUCAAUUAAGGACUUGGAUGAGUGUGUCAAGUUCAUAACUACUUUCUAUACAAUGGGAAAAGAUGAAUUUGACAUAUAA
Messenger RNA from Trichomonas vaginalis G3, 1239 nucleotides. RefSeq names its product aminopeptidase protein. Bases 1 to 1239 code for a protein of 412 amino acids. NCBI's taxonomy places the organism in Eukaryota, Parabasalia, Trichomonadida, Trichomonadidae. Gene Ontology annotation, biological process: proteolysis. The transcript has a single exon. Gene Ontology annotation, molecular function: zinc ion binding; aminopeptidase activity. The record is from RefSeq and is a predicted model, not a curated record.